AUGAGUCAGCUUGAACAAGAAAAUAAAGAGCUCAGAGAGGAAGUAAUCACCUUGAAAGACAGUUUGGAAAGGCUUACUGAUAUGAUGGAGACUUUGGUGGCUGCUCAGAAUCAGUCAUCGAAUAAUUCUCAAGAUCCAUUGCAACGAACAACAAUCUCUAAGAAUGUUUCGACGCCCAUUCCAGUGGCACCCGUCAAUGAUCAACAAUAUCACAUGCUACCCGUUUUCCCUUGGGGCAUUCCUCACGGUUAUAUGCCAACUAGAUACCGCCCUCAAAACGCUGACUCUCUAGUACUGAUUGUUGUGAUGUCUGUACCUCCUCCUAUGGUGCAUACGACUCCUUAUAAUGAAGAAAAAAUUUAUCACGCUGCUCCAAGCGAAGUUGUGGGAGUAGAUGAAAGGUUAGAGGGAUUUCAAGACCAGUUCUUAGAAAUGCAAAGGGAAAUCAACGCUCUUCGAGGUAAGGAUCUUUUUGGCAAGACCGCUUCCGAACUCUGCUUGGUUCUUAAUGUUCAAAUUCCGCUGAAAUUCAAAGUACCAGACUUCGAGAAAUACAAAGUAAAUCCAUGUCUUCAAAGUCAUUUGGUGAUGUAUGCUAGGAAGAUGUCCAUUCAAACUGACAACCAUCAACUUCUGAUCCACUACUUUCAAGACAGUUUAACUGGUGCCACUCUUAAAUGGUACAUGGCCUUGGACAAUGCGAAGAUUCGUACUUUCAACGACAUUGGUGAAGCUUUUAUUCUUCAAUACAAAUAUAAUAUAGAUAUGGCUCUAGACAGAGAUCAACUUCGUGCCAUGUCUCAGAAAGACAAAGAGAGUUUCAAGGAAUAUGCUCAAAGGUGGCGUGAAAUUGCUGCACAGAUUUUCCCUACACUUGAAGAGAAAGAGGUGACUAAAAUCUUUUUUAAAACUCUGAGUUCAUUCUACUAUGACCGCAUGAUCGCCAGCGCACCCAGUUAUUUCACCGAGAUGGUAAACAUGGGCAUGCGACUUAAGGAAGAAGUCUGA
Lathyrus oleraceus (garden pea) is the source of this 1008-nucleotide messenger RNA. RefSeq lists its product as uncharacterized. The transcript has a single exon. Bases 1 to 1008 code for a protein of 335 amino acids. NCBI's taxonomy places the organism in Eukaryota, Viridiplantae, Streptophyta, Magnoliopsida, Fabales, Fabaceae. The record is from RefSeq and is a predicted model, not a curated record.